GUAAAACAUUUUCAAUUUCACACUUCUGGUAAACUUUCUUUACACGGACCCUUUCAUCAAAAUCCAUAUCGGGAGAACGAACAGAAGAAGCGGUGAACGGAAGACCGCGACGGUCGGCGGCGGACAGAGCAACUGAUGCAGUUCACUGACAAAGGAGAAACGGCUUCCAGAUUUGGAGCUCGAACGGACUUUUAGUCUAACCGAUUAGCCAGGAAAUACAAACAACGCUAAACGAUGUUCAUCCGGCGUCCCCUUUCUCAUCCAUCUAUACAUAAUGGCAUUAUCAAUCAGGUUUCUCAGAUCUUCGGACCAAGAUCUAACUGGCCUCUGCCCCUCCAUGCUCUCUUCUGCAGUUCCAGCUUUUCUAAGCCGCCGCCAAUGCCUCCCCGUGAUGAAUCAGGGAGAUUAUCAGGCAACUUCCCAUAUUUUAGCUUUUAUAUGCAUGCUUAUAUGUGUGUAUGAAUUUGCCUAUGCUAUCUAGUAUGUGGAACGUGUGUUAUCAAAUUGAAGUAAUUAGUCAAUUACUUCACUGAAUUCAUUGCGGGUUUAUAGAUUUUCUUUCUCCCACUCAUUCAAAAUAUUUCUGUUGCGAUUGAUGUAAACAUGAGUGCGUUUGGCAUGGCUUAAAAUUGAUUAUUUCAAUAACCAACUGUAUAAUAAUCUAUUAUUGUCAUAAUAGAUCAUUAUUAGAAUUGAUUUUUUGUCUAGGUAAUGUUUACUGAGUGGUGGUAGUUUAAAUAUGCGGAGUUAUAAAUUUUGUUUGGAUGCAAAAAAAGUUAGCUCUUAUGUGGUGUAGUACAUAUGGAAAGAUAAAUUGUUUAAAAAUAAUCAUAAGCCAUAAAGUCCCAACUUCUCUAAGAUAACAAAAAUUUGAUUGAUAUUUUCUUUUCCAAUUAUAAUAUAUCAUCCCAAAAAUGUUAGCUUUUGAAAAAACAGAUACAAUUUCUUAAAACAUCUUAAAUUGUACAUUUCCAAGACAUGCUCUUACAUAGCUCUUUUUGGUAAGACUAAAAUCUGACUAAAUGAAAAAAUUCUAAAUGU
Cuscuta campestris is the source of this 1041-nucleotide messenger RNA. The record is from the annotation of a GenBank genome assembly. Lineage: Eukaryota; Viridiplantae; Streptophyta; Magnoliopsida; Solanales; Convolvulaceae.